GAUCUCAGUUUAGGACCGACAUGUCAUAGACUCAUGGACCACCGCUCAACCCUCAUCCCACAGAACGAGAUUCCUUUCUCCCCCACGAAGGCCGGCGGCGCCAUGGCCGGCGGCAGCCUGGAGACGGCGUGGGAGCUCGCCGAACUUUUCGUCCUCCGUCCCGUCCUGGCCAUCACCUUCGUCUUAUCAUUCAUCCUCCUGAGCUGGUAUGUGGCGUGGAGGGCGGUGCUGGUGCACGUCCCGCUCGUUCAGGAGAUCGCCGGGCUGCGCCGGAAGAAGCCCGUCAAGCCUAAGCCCCCCAACCGCGGUCGCAUCGCCAGGUUCUACGAAUCGCAAGCCCAGAGGAACAAGUCAGAAGGGACCUCUUUGGGACUUUGAAAGAAGCAACCUCAGUCCGUAGAAUCCCUCAUCUCAUUCCAAUUCAGAAUGUUGUACAUCCGGUGAAAUGGUGUGUUCUCUUUUUAGGGCAGAUCUCAACAUGCUUAGCUUGCAACCCCAAAUACACAAUGAUGUAUCCACUGUAUAUUAGCCUGCCCCUGUGUAAAGUUAAGGAUCUUGUGAUAAGAUUGUACAUACACAUGUACUAGCAUAAAGAGAACGCUUGUCCCAGUGUACAUUGUACAUACACAUGUACUAGCAUAAAGAGAACGCUUGUUCCAGUGUA
Hordeum vulgare subsp. vulgare (domesticated barley) is the source of this 664-nucleotide messenger RNA. RefSeq lists its product as uncharacterized. The record is from RefSeq and is a predicted model, not a curated record. Lineage: Eukaryota; Viridiplantae; Streptophyta; Magnoliopsida; Poales; Poaceae. The coding region runs from base 34 to 378 and encodes 114 amino acids. The transcript has 3 exons.